AUGUUUAAAGGUGAUCUUACAUUCAUAAGUAAAAGACUUAACAAAAAACCAAUAUGUCAAAAUACUCUUAACGCAAUUCAUGUAGCAUCAUCCAAAAAAAAAAUUGAACAAACCAAGAAUGAAUUGAUGAAAAUAGAAUCUAGAAAUGUAAGACCAAUCAGCAGAAUUAAAGUAAUUAAAGUACAGGAUAAAAAAUUGAUAAAGAAUCGUGAAUCCCAAAAUUACAGAGGUGCUUUGAGACCAAAAAACUGGAAAACAAAUGAGAAAUUUACAUUAAAUGUUCCUGUAUCUGUUAAGGAUGAGGUUGCUGAUGAUGUUCUUCACACAUAUAAUAAUCUUGUUGAAGGCAAUAUCAUCCCUUUUAUUAGACUUCUAAAGAACACCUUAUCAACAAGAUCAUGGAUGUCAUUGUUAUCAGCAGAUGAACCUGUUCUUCAGGCAAUUGUUGAAAUGCUUCUUCCAUUAAAGUAUCGUAUUCCAGAACUUUGCCUUGUAAUGGAUGGAAAAAAACAAAAGGGAUCAGGUCGUUAUGGUUUUCUUGACAUUUUUAUUCCUGGAAAAGGAAAAAAAAAUAAUAUUAGUAUUGAAUUAAAAUAUAUAUCAUUGGCUGGUUUAAUGGGAGAUCCUACUAGAAAUCAAUUUGGUAUAAUUGAAUUGGGAAGAUUAGAUAAAAUGCUUGAAAAAGAAAAUGAGAAAUUUUUAUUAAAUCAAUCAUAUUUAUAUUGGAACAAAGAAUUUGAACAAAUUAGAGGUACAACUAUAGGUGAAAUCUUGAAUAAUGGUAAACACCAGUUGAAAUCAUAUAUGAAUAUAAUUUCAAAAGGACCAUCAAUUGAUUAUUUUUCUUCAGGAAUAUUUGAUGAACGGAUCAGGAUAACUAGAUCAAAUUAUUCUAAUAAACUAAAAGGAUUUAUUAUUAUAGUGAUUGGAUUUCGUCAAAUUCUAUGGAGACCUGUUGAAGAGAUAAUAACAAAUUAUAGAUAUGAUAAAGUUUAA
Molecule: messenger RNA, 996 nt
Organism: Diversispora eburnea
Lineage: Eukaryota; Fungi; Glomeromycota; Glomeromycetes; Diversisporales; Diversisporaceae
Source: the annotation of a GenBank genome assembly